Molecule: messenger RNA, 3264 nt
Organism: Fundulus heteroclitus (mummichog)
Lineage: Eukaryota; Metazoa; Chordata; Actinopteri; Cyprinodontiformes; Fundulidae
Gene: slc16a6b
Product: solute carrier family 16 member 6b
Exons: 6
Coding region: 316-2001 (561 amino acids)
Biological process (GO): transmembrane transport; monocarboxylic acid transport
Molecular function (GO): monocarboxylic acid transmembrane transporter activity
Source: RefSeq, a predicted model, not a curated record
GCCGGUAAAGAGCUGCCAAAACAGGCAGGAGUCAGGACAUAACUCUGAAGACAGAGGAUGCUGCGGCCACUGCUGACAGAGACGCCGAGGAAGUAGAUUUAUUUGACAAAUAGCUCAGCAUUAGCACGAGAAAUAUUGGGAAAUAGCUUUCGAUAUUUUAACAUUUAAGUGUUUUAACUUCUACUCUGUCGAGUCAAGAAAAAUACCAAAUGACAGAAUCCACAUGACAAACAGAUAAAAGACGCAAGAAGUCCGCGAGAUCCACGAGUGUGCUUCCCAUCCAGCGCUCAGCUCUGCCGGAGGCCUCCUGUAGCCAUGAAGGUCCCCAGCGUCCCUCGUUGUCUGGGCCCAAAUGUUUACCGCCAGGUGCCAGAGGGCGGCUGGGGCUGGGCCGUGGCCGUGGCCUUCUUCAUGGUGGAGGUCAACACGUACGGCAUCCUCAAGACCCUCGGAGUGUUCCUGCAGGAUCUCAUGGAGGAGUUUAAGGAGAGCAACAGCCGUGUCUCCUGGGUCAUCUCCAUCUCUGUGUUCAUCUUUGCCUUCACAGCCCCUCUGGCAUCGUUGCUUAGCAACCGCUUCGGCUACCGUCCUGUCGUCAUGAUGGGAGGCUUCCUCAUGAGCCUGGGAAUGAUCUCCUCUGCCUUCACCACCAGCAUCAAUGAGAUGUACAUCACUAUUGGCAUCAUCUCAGGCUUGGGCUUCAGCCUCUCCUUCCUCCCCACGGUCACCAUCCUGGCCCAGUACUUUUCCAGGCGGAGGGCCCUCGUCACCUCCAUCGCUUCCUCUGGAGAGUCUUUCGCCAUAUUUGCAUUUGCACCUGCCUUCACCAGACUGAAGGAGGACAUCGGCUGGCGCUACUGCCUGGUUGUCCUCGGCGUCAUGCAGGCAUCUGUAGUCGUCUUUGGCGUCCUCCUCCGUCCAAUCAGCAUCGAGUCAGAGCCCACGAAGGAGGACAGCGACUCAAAGUCAGACUCCCUGUCCCUGAAGCAGAUGCAGAGUGUCUUUGAGCUGGAGAACGAGAAAACACAAACCUCUCUCAGCUCCGCCAUGUCCCAGGGUUCUGGGGACUCCGGUGUGACGUCCCUCUCAGCGUCAGACGAAGACCUGAGGAACGCUCCGGCUGAGGACCAGGCUCUGAUGGAGUGGGGGACGCAGGACAAAGAGAUGCUGGAGAAGUCGCCCCCUGACUCAGCCCAGCAGCAGCCUGACGCAGAGCGGUCAGAGGGAGAGGCCGGUCCUCUCCAGCCCUCCACCCCUAAGCUCCUGGACUUCUCCAUGCUCAGAGACAGGGCCUUCAUAUGCUACUCGCUCUUCGGCCUGUUUGCCACCCUGGGCUUCUUUGCCCCACAGCUUUACAUCAUCGAACUGAGCAAGAGCCGGGGCGUAGAGCCCGCCAUGGCCUCCUACAUGCUGUCAGUCAUGGCUGUGGCCGAUAUCUUUGGCCGCUUCUUCAUCGGUGUAGUCCUAAACAGGGUUCGCUGUAAGAAGACCCACGUGCUGCUGGGCUGUGUGGUUCUCCUGUCCCUGGUUCUGGUGGCCUUCACCGUGGUGUGGGAGUUCUGGGGCCUGGUGGUCUGCUGUGCUCUCUACGGCUUCUUCAUGGGAACAGUCGGCUCCACGCACAUCCCCCUGCUGGCAGAGGAGGAAGUGGUUGGGAUCCAGAAGAUGCCGUCCUGCGUUGGAGUCUACGUCUUCAUCCAGAGCUUUGCUGGGCUGGCCGGACCACCACUAGGAGGUGUGCUGGUGGACGUCACUCAGAACUAUGGCGCAGCUUUUUACUCCUGUGCAGCAGGGAUGGUGCUCAGCGCCGUCUGCCUGGCUCUGGUGGGCGUGGCCAAGUCCGGGGCGUGCCAAAGAGUGAGCAGAAAGCAGGAGAGGAGCCAGAACGCCGAAGAAGAGGAGAAGAUGUCUCAGGACAGUACCCCACUGGACUUUCUGGAGAUUGACCUGUCUGAGAACGGUUCAGUCAAACAGGCCGAGGACAACAGCUCAGGUAUUUGAGCCGGACCACCGCAGGACUUUACCUCCCGUCAGCCAACACAGCAGAGCUCAGAGUUCUGUGGCUUCAGCUGCUGCUGACCAAACCUCAGGUGCUGCUCCCUCACUUCUUCACAGGAAGACCAAAGACACAGCAGCUGGACGCACACCGCCACAUCUGUCUGCUGCUUCUGGCCCAAACAAGCUGUCACCAGGCUGGUUCUGUGGUCCCCAGCCUUUCACAGUCAUCCCUGUUGUCAGGCUGACAGUAUUAAGGCUGCCUGGAGGCUUUUUGUUAGAAAGCAACAGCUGAUAUUUAAGGCAACUUGCUUAUUGAAUUGUUUGCCAGACCAAUGACAGAUGGGUAAGCGAUGCUUCACGGCACGCUCUCUGUCCGGUUCUGCCAGCCGGUAGGUCACUUUUUUAUUCCUAAACAAAGAAAUUAAUCCAUUUCAUAAGAGAAAUGGAACAUGUUCCUAACUGCAGAACUGCUGAUUCAGCAUUCCAAUGUUUGUUUUACCCACUGGAUAAAACAGUGAGAGCAGUUAGUCUAAAGCAGAGCUGAAGAAAAGCCCGGAGCUGGACACAACCGGGACCUGCUUUGUUCCUCAUAUAAAACCCACCGGGUCGCAAUAAUGUAACAAACAUUCUGCUGCUUAAGACACACAAGCUCUGCAGAUUGUCCAGAACAGCCGAUAGAUACCACAAAGAUCAUUCUUACAAAUAUUGGUCCAGAUUGUAAGGAGCAAUACGGCAGCAGUGUUCAGUGAUUCUUCAGAGGGGGCUCAGUCUGAGCGUGGAGGUACCGAGCUCAGCCCAAUCAGUGAAUCUUGAAUUCUGCGCUGCUUUGGUAAAAGAACUGUUCUUUUAUCGCUUCACGAUCCUGUCGCUGUACUGUAGAACUCCACUUGAUGCCAGUCAGACUGAAAAGCAAUGAUCAUGCAGAAGAUAGCUUAGUCUUUCUUACGUUUUGUGUAUUAUGUUUGUUUUUACCUGGUGACUUUGGUUAUAGAACGACACACAGCUCAAAGUGUGGAUCUCAUGUAUACAAAGCUGUAAAUAAUGUAUCUGAAGCACCUUCUCUGAGUCUGUUCUGCAGCCUCACAUCCUCUCUGCAUCCUCGACAACUUGAAGUUUAGCUCAGAAAAAUGUUUCCUCGUCGACAUUAUUUAAAAUGUUUAUUUAAUGUCUUUUUUUAUUCUGUCAACUUUUGAAGUGCCAGGCAGGUGACUUCGUGUUAAGUGCUGUACCAUUGUCCUUUUUAAAUAAAAUCUCUACAACAGUGGC